This is a messenger RNA of Toxorhynchites rutilus septentrionalis, 4994 nucleotides long. Its product is annotated as capon-like protein. The record is from RefSeq and is a predicted model, not a curated record. The coding region runs from base 1217 to 4201 and encodes 994 amino acids. Lineage: Eukaryota; Metazoa; Arthropoda; Insecta; Diptera; Culicidae. Gene Ontology annotation, molecular function: nitric-oxide synthase binding. The transcript has 7 exons.
AUUCGAUAUUUCACACUCAAUUCAUGUCGAUUCAAUACUUUUUAUCUUAUUUUCUGCUUCCGGAACUCUACCGUAGAAUGCGUCAGAAUUAAUUUGCGGGAAUGCCGGGAAAUAGUGUAACUGUGCGUAACUUUGUUGCGUUUAUUUGAUUUACCUUAUUUGUUGACUCCUUCGAAUAAUACACGCAUGAAAAAAUAUUGUGGAUAUUUGCCGUUCGAUGCUGUGUUUGUGUAGGAUUACCUGUGAAGAUUACAGUGGAUUGAAAUUGUUAUUAUAUAACAGCCCAACAAGGAUUUCGAGACAAUGAGAACGGAAUGAUUGCGGCGAAGAUUCUGAUUGAAUGGGAGAAACAAAAAGUAAAAAAAUCAUGUGACAUUGUGGAAUUCUAAUGUGAUAAAUUCAAGCUUGCUCUAUAAAUAAAGAUAAAAGGUGGAAGUGAAAAGCAAAUACAGAAAACGUACUCAGUCUCUGGGAUAUUUUGAAUUAUAAAAUAUCCCAUGUUAUCCGUUUAAUUUCCCAACGGUUACAAUUGUUAAACAAAGCGUAACCUCAAAUGUUAAAAUCAUCGUGAAAUGUGACUACAGUUUACAAUAAUUGGCAUUAUAUACCAGCAUGAUUAUUGUUAUUUGAAUUUUCAAAGUGUCCGACGUAACCAAAUACGGUCUAUACUGUCUCUUUAUUUGGCAGUAAAGUGUUUUUAACGAUUAGUGUUCUCUGGUGUACGAAUCAAUGUUAUCUAUAGUGAAGAAUUUACAUUUAUUUCUGUGCAUAAAACAAAAUAUAGUUACGAAUGACAUAUGGAAUCAAAACGCAACAAACAAUGAUCAAUAAUUUUCAUGGCUCUUUAUUUAAAUGGAUAAAAAUAAGUUGUGCAAUAGAAAAUAAAGCGUCAGUAGGAAAUGCUACGGGAGUUACUUUAGCGUAUUCUAAAUAUACACUUCGAAUUUGAUUUGUCCGCUUAGACGAUGCCAAUGACGUCGACGUUUAUGAUUAAAUAUAAUUAGCCCGGAGACAAUUAAUCGGAUAAAAUACUGUGGUGACACUUGAAAACAAAAGAACAUAUUUAGUGCAGGUGUGUGUCAUACGAUAAUUAGCGAUUAUUCUGGUUCUGUAGUUCGACGACACCCUGCGUGUAUAGAUGUUCAAAAAAGCAAAUCAGUUGUGGUCUUCAUGUGACCAACUAUACAAAUGGAAUAAGUUAGCCCAGAAGUGAACAAUGAAUAAACAAAAAUCCGAAGAAAUGCAACUCGAGUGUGGCGAUUCCUUCACGUCGCCAAUGAGUAAACGUAAAAAUGAAUCAACACUCCGACAGCUACAAAAUGAUGUGAUGGGUAAAGCUCGUUCUACGUUGAGCAGCUUAGGUGAUGUGUUGAAAGGAAAUAAAAAUGUUCCCGGUGGUGCAACUAUGUAUGAGCAGCAAUAUAAAAGUUCUUCAAAUGAUACAUUUCCUGAAGAUAUGGAGCAAACUUUUGCAUCGCCUCCCCGUAGCCCGAAAACACCAAAAGACAAGAGCUCUCUCGACUUUUUCUCCUGGUCAAAAAACAAGGCUAAAGAAACCUCCAAAAGUGUAAAGAAAGAAAAACUUAUACCACAACAACUACAACUAAGUAAUGUUCACAAAGAUGAAAUUGACAGUAGACAAGAAAAUGUAUCAACAGUGAACCAAAGAACAAGAACAUCAGCGACAGGAACUAUAAAAAAGAAUUCUUUGCACGAUUCCGGCAAUACAUCAUCGCUACGGCAACAACAAAAAGCGAAAUAUGCGGGUCAAUACGUCCAAGAUCCGUGCGAAGGUAGACUUGAAAGUGAAUUCAGUCGCUCCCUAGAAGAUGUGAUACAAUGUACAUCAAGGAAUAACGGUCACGGAGGGGAUAAAUAUUAUGAUAGUCGACCAAAGUCGUAUAUCGAUAAGUACGCUCAAGACUACGAUUAUAUGUACGAUUCGCGCGAAAACAUGGGAUAUAUACCACAAUAUGAAGAUGAAGUAGUAUCAAACCCACAGUACAUUCGAAAAACCACAAAUGCAUCCAGCCCAACACCAAAUAAACAUAUACUUUUCAAUGAAGAACAUGACAUUCUUUACUACAAAGAUGACCAGAGGCUGUCUAAAACUAAAUCAGUGACUGAUCAUCAUAGUAAAGAAAAGCAGAAGAUUCCACACACAAAGCAUUCGUCUACCAAAGAUAAUCGAAGAAUGCAAGACACUACCCCAUCAUUCAAUAGAAAAGUAUCUCGAGAAGAAAAACUUUCGCCCACGAACUUGCCCAAUGCAGCUUUUGGUUAUGGAACAACGGAACAUACAAAAAACCAGAAGCAAUUAGGAAAUGCUGAAGAUAAAAACAAAUUAAAUCCAAAGUCUCCGCAUGCGAGGCCCGUUUUGUCGCGUGAUUUUUCUGUAGAUUUCAAGCAUCCUGUGAAUAAUUCGAAAACGGGUUACAACGAACCAUUUGAAUCUCGAGCGAUGCGGCAAUACGCAAAUGAAGAACAUGGCGAUAGGAAAUAUACCAAAAAAAUUUGCUUCCAAGAACCUGCUUAUGAAGAUAAGACAAAAUGUGACACACUCCCUCGUAGUCGUGGCCAUUUGAGAAAAAACGAGCUUGACAAACAUGUGAACGAAUAUUUCGACACAGAUAUGUUGAGACCACGAAGUGGCAGUCUCGACUCGGACCUCGAGUCGCAAGCUAUGCGUAUAGUUAGAACAGUUGGGCAAGCGUUUGAAGUUUGCCACAAGUUGUCUAUACAGGAUGGAAAUGACAAUACGGACGAACGUUCGGAGACAUCACACUGUGAUUUUUCAGAACAAGAUCGAGGCUCUGAUAGAAUAAGCGACGAAGAGGACGUGAAAAAAGACAAUUUGAUGACAAUCCAAGAGACUCCGCGGCUGAUAAGGCCAAACCAUCUCGAAUUAUCACCUCCAUCGAAUUUAAAUUCGAUCAAGAAAACCGUGGAAAUGGAAAGCGAAGAAAAGACACCUUUAUCUGCAUCGAGAGAAAUAACGUCGCUAAAAGAGCAGCUCGACCAACAACAACUUCAGACUAGGCAAAUACUUGCUCAAUUAAUGCUUGUACGAGAACAAUUAAUAUCUGAAAAGAAUGCUAGAAUUGAGGCUCAAGCCCGAAUCCAACAACUACUCCAGCAGAACCGCGAGCUUCUAGAGCACAUUUCUUCUCUUGGUGGAUAUCAUGAACCAGACCGACCUAACAUUUCUGCUGCUAUCGGAUUAGCCCCACAGUAUCCUUUAUUCCAGAAUCAUCAACAACCUCUCAGCGAAUUGCUAAAUCUUGGAAGUUUGAAUCAACAUUUUUCAUCGAUACAGCAACUAAACAGCACACAUCAAUCAACUUUGCCUCCGAUGCAACAAACGUUCAACAAUAACAACAACGGAAGUUAUUCAACUCUUAACAAACUACAUAGCUUAAACACAAAUCUUCAAGCACCUGCCAGUGUAAUGGGAUCACCACUUUCAUCACUGACAGCACAGGAUCUUUAUAAAUUGAAUCAAAGUAUUCUCAAUCAUAUCACAAAUUCCAACUUCAAUCCAUUGUUUUCAACAUUUUCGCCAGCUAAUUUAGGUUGUAACCAACAACAACAUAGCAGUUUUAUUUUUGCAAAUCAGAAUGCUGCAGAUUUUAAUAAAAUCAAUACAAUGCAAGGUGAAAAUAGUUGCAAGCCUUCACCAGCAGAAAAUGUGACCUGUCUUCGAGAUAAUACUAUAAGUAAACAAUCAUGUGAAACUCCAAAAACAAUAUUCGAAAGAGAAUGUGAUGAUCUUAAACAGGAAGAUCAGCUGUCAUCGACUGGAAGUACCCAGUUCAUUAGACCGUUAUCACAAGUAGGAACGCUCACAACUAUGGAUGCUGAUGGAACAGUGAAAGUAAUAGUACCUGUGAAUACAAGUGAACCAAUAGAUACGCCAACAAUGAUCAAUCGAAAAUCUACUUCGUUCUCGGAGCUUUCCGAAAAAUCGAGUAUUGAAGAUAGCAAUAAACACAUCUCAAUAUUGAAGGACUCCAAAGAGAAAAAAACAUCCAUUCCAAGCCUGGUUACAUUGAAGGUAACCGAUGAAAGUGGAGCUGUCACAAGGAGAUUACCUGCAACCCCAAGUUGCAUCACACGUAGUACCAGCGAAAAAGUGCCCAAUCGAAGUCAAAUAAUGAGUCAAGUUCAGCGCACCCAAUGGGCCCGACAUACCACCAAAUAAAAGCAGGACUUGGCAGUCAAACGAAGCGAAUUGUAAAAAUAUUUAAGUUAUUUCUAGAUUAAGAAGAACAGUACCAAAUCAAUAUGAUAUAUUACAAUAAUAUUACUAUGAAACAUGUAAAUGAUGAAUCAUUGAGAAUUUCUGGUUUUAUUCUUCUGUUUCACAUGCCUAUAUCGAUGGAUGAAAAACGACCAUAUUUUGAAUUACAAACCAACUUAUUUCAAUAGAAUUUGACUAAUUAUAAUUACUAAAGUAGUUCGAUAUGACAUAGACCGAGCAUUCAAUCUGUCAUUAACACGUUAAGCCCCGUGUCGGUCCCUAGAAACUGACACUGAAUUUUCCGUCUUUUUUGUGCCAAUUUCACCGACAGAAGACUUUUCGUUCGGAGAAUGUCGGUGUUGGAAAUGACAACAACAAAGUUACAAAAUGAUACAGUAAAACCCCGAUUAUCCGCGAAAUAGUCUGGCAAAGUCACCGCGAAUGACGAAAAUCGCAGAUAACGCGAUAAUCGACUAAAUAUGAGGUGUAAACACGAAAUAAAUAUAAUUCAGCAUUAAAAUUAUGUUUUAUCAAUACAGAAAUAGUGUGGUAAACUAUCCAUCUGUAAGGUCAUGAACAACAGUAGUCAGAUAAUGUGGAAGCCAUAAUCAAAACAAAAAAGCAAGUGCCUGAUUUUCACUAAAAAAAUUCGGGAAGCUGUGCAAAAUUACUAUGAAACUCACCUUCGUGGAUCAUCCGCUCACGGAUAAAGCCAGCGCUACACGAUGCUACGAACACCCUCGAAUGCUGGAUG